AUGUCCCAGUCGACCGCCGAUACACUUCCCCCUCAGUCUCCCCAGGAUCGUUUGGCCCAAACAGCCGCUGGUGUUUCAACCUCCUCGCUGGCCAGCCCUCAUCCGUAUAUUCUGGCCUCCCGCAAACCACAAAGUCCCGCUGUGCUACAGGGGAGUUUAAUCCCUCGAGACUACCUGAGCUCGUUAUCCAGCUCGAGGUCGCCCUCGGACCAGCAGCGCAAGAUCGCGGAGGACAAUACCUUGUACGAGAAGACGCCCACUCCUAAUGAAUCUGGGAAGAGGCUCGUCAAAAAUACAACGGAGGGCCAGGCUGCCCUGACCCGAGACAAGUGCCACAACAGCACUGCGCCGCCCAACGAGCUGGAAUCAAGCGUAUUAUCAACCUCUCAGAGUCCAAAGGAACAGGGGGUUACAGCUCUCUGGGAAUCCCCAAAAUCGUACGCUUCUUCUUCGGCUAGCGUGCACCCACUGAACAAUAUGCCGCGGACAUCCUCAAUCGAUUCCGCCAUUUCCAACAUCUCAAAUGCUUCGCAUGCUCAGAAACAACUCGGAGAGGUCAAAGAGCUCACGCGAGAAGAAGUCCAGAAUCUCAUUGCCACAGCUGGCUCUGCGGAGAACCUGAUCCAGCACCUCUUGAAGGACAAAGGUCACGCUGCUGCUCAAAAUGCCCAGCUAUGGAAACUGGUCGACAAACAAAGGGCGCUGUUACUGGGUCUGAACAAGGAUCUCGAGCGGCUGACGAAAGAGAGGGACAGAUAUAGGAAGAGAGUAAAGGAAUUGCAGGCCCAACCCUCGAUGGCGCAGGUGGACCGUCUCCGGAUGGAAGAAGGGAACUCGCCUCAAUCUGACGGAGAAGCCUCAGUCGCCUCGAGGGAACCUGAACCUGCAGCAAGCUUAGAUCUGGGCUUGAGGCCAGUUGAGCAGAUUCUGAGUAAGGGUGUCACCGAUAGCCACAUGCAGAGCUCGCCCAUCGAUCCUGCCAUGAUGCCGUCACCACUCUAUUUACAACAACAGCCACCAAAGAUGCAGAGUCUGGCCACACACUUGGCACAGCCUUCCUUUGCGCUCACCGAGCCGACCCCGCUCACCGAGAAGCCACCAAAGUCAUUCCAAGCCUCCAGGAAAGCACCGCCUAAACCGCUUGAUCUCCGCCCAACAAAGGAAGAAGUGACAGCUCACCAAGUCAUUGUCCCGAACGAGGUGAUUGUCAGCGGCGACGAAGAUGAUGAAGAACGAGAACCCAUGCAGAGAGGGCGACGAAAAACUCGAGAAGAAGAUGACCGAGACCGCGAACUUCUUGUACUCAAAGAGCAGGAAGUCAGAAGUCGGUCCAAAAAGGAGAAGAAAGCGAAGACCGAAACAGAGGACCCCACGGUUCUGGAGCAGAUGCCUUUGUCGCCGCCUGUCACUGAAGUCAGCCAAACCUUACCUUUGAGACAAGAUCAUCUCUCUCCUGCCUCGAUAACGUCCGGCUCAGUGGGAUCCUCAGUUCAGAUGUCACUCCCUUUGCGAAGUCCUGGUCUUCCGAUGAGCCCUCGUCCCAUGAUGGGGUCUGCGCUUCCCAUGUCCCCACGUCUUGCUAGUGGUAACUUCCCUCUUUCACCUCGUGCGCCAAAGAUGCCUUUACCUAUGCCUACUACACCCGGCCAGCAAGCACCUAACCCACAGGCACUGGCACAAGUGCAGAUAGCUGCUUCAGAAUCUCACAAGAAGAUCGGCCCGUCGUCCCUGUCGAAGAUGAACACCGCUGCAGGCGCUGAUUCGGAUCGAGGUCAGAUCCAUGAGUCUCCUCUGAGCCCGGGUGAGGUGCCACUAGUAAACCGGGGCCUGGUGGAUCCGAGUUGGCCUGACCUGCUUCUCCCUCCAAAUGCCUUACCUUCGAUUCAGGUGAAAGUCGCCUCUUCUCGACUGCGGCCCUCAAGAAACAGCAUGCUCGGGCUGAGGAUGCCAGAGGAGAAUGCGGUUUUCAGUUUGUCAAUCUUUGAGCGUGCGACCGCAUCUGAAUUUUGGCGAGUGGAGAAAAUUCCUACUUCACUACCAAUUCUGGAACAGCAAUUAAGAUCUCGCUGUUCCGAUCUACCGAAACUACCUGACCGAAAACUCUUCUCUGGUCAUUCGCCUGCUGUCGUUGACGCGAGAAGAAAUGCAAUUAAUGAAUACUUUGACGACUUGCUUGACACUCCCAUGGAUGAACAAGCAGCUGCGGUCAUAUGCCGAUUUUUGUCGACAGACGUCAUGGAGCCACAACCCACCGUCCCCUCACAUCAUAAUGAAGACACACAAAUUAGACAGGUGUCACAAUUGCACUCAGGCGUUCCGACCAAAUCCGGUUACUUGACCAAAAAGGGCAAGAACUUUGGAGGAUGGAAGUCCCGAUAUUUUGUUCUGGACAGCCCGGAGCUGAGGUAUUUUGAAGCACCUGGUGGUGCACAUCUUGGCACGAUCAAGUUAUUGAAUGCCCGGAUUGGCCGGCAAACUCAAUCAGACCCUCCCUCAGAGGUUGAUUCGGAAAACCAAUAUCGGCACGCCUUUCUCAUCCUAGAACCCAAGCGCAAGGACUUGAACAGCCAUGUUCGGCAUGUGCUUUGCGCGGAAAGCGAUGCAGAGCGGGACGAAUGGGUGGAGACGUUGUUGCAUUACAUCGACGAGAGGCCGAUGGAGCCCAAAUCACAGUAUGGAGCGGGCGUUCAGACCUCACACACCAAGGAUGCGAAGCUGUCCCAAAGGAUGGGGUAUGAGGAUGCCGAGUCGAAAUCGAACGGGAGCCCGCAAACCCACAGUGAUACACCCUCCCCCUCCAUUGCAUCUAGCCAGACUCCGGAGCUCCUUCAGGAACCGGUGGCAACAUCAAAGGCGUACAACAUUUCGGGUCCAAUGAAUGGGGCUGUCAUAUCGGAUGCCGGAAGCUGGGGCAACAAAUCCGCGAGCAACAGUGGGAGCAAAGAGCGAGAGCAAAAGAAGCGCAAUCUCUUCCAUUUCAGGAAGCCGUCGUACGAGCAGCUUGCUCCCUUGCAGCCGGUUCAGCCCAAGAAAUCGGAACUCAACGCUCGCCGAGGUGGGCACGUUAGACCGGUGUUCGGGAUGCAACUCCAGGAAGCAGUGGAGUACUACUCACCUGUGGACGUGGAGGUAUAUCUUCCGGCCGUGGUGUAUCGCUGCAUCGAGUUUCUCCGAGUCAAGAAUGCUGCGAAUGAAGAAGGCUUGUUCAGACUUAGCGGAUCGAACAUCGUGAUUCGGCUGCUCAAAGAUCGGUUCAACACUGAAGGUGAUGUCGAUCUGCUGGCAGACGAGGAGGAUUACGAUGUACAUGCCGUGGCCUCGCUCUUCAAAACGUAUCUCCGUGAAUUACCGUCCACGAUUUUAACCCGCGAAUUGCACCUGGAAUUCCUGAAGGGAUUGGAAUUGCCUGAGAAGUCACAAAAGAUCGUGACCUUCAACAUUUUGGUGCAUCAGCUGCCUAAUGCGAACUUCUCGUUGUUGCGGACGCUUUCACAAUAUCUGCUCGAGGUGGUACAGAACUCGGAGCGGAACAAGAUGACCAUUAAGAAUGUCGGAAUUGUGUUCUCUCCGACGCUCAACAUCCCAGCGCCUCUCUUCGCCUUGUUUCUGACAGAUUUUGAGGCGAUCUUCGAUAAGCCCACCGAUCAGGAGUCUAUUCGAUCGACAGAGUUUGAGCGUGGGGAGGGAGCCCUCACGCCAGAAGACAUCCGAUCGCCUCGGCGGCAGAUGUUUACCGACUUACCAACGCCCAUGUACAAUCAAGACAGCUUUGCUCACAAUGCUCGGGCUACUGGAGGGAGUGCACGACCAGAAUACCAGCUUGAUCCCACCAGCGACUUAGGAUUUGCGCCGCUCCAACCAUCGUACGAAUGCAGACAAUAUGUCUCGAUUCCACACGACAUGGCCAUGAGCGCCCCCAGGUACCCCCCACCACAACCCCCCAACCAACAUGGAGGGAGCAACCAGUACGGAGGAUCAAAUAAUAUGAUGGCCCCAGAAAAUGCGGCGAGUGCCAGAGCGAGACGGCGCGAGAGCUCGAUGCUAUUCAUGUGA
Cladophialophora psammophila CBS 110553 is the source of this 4053-nucleotide messenger RNA. Its product is annotated as RalA-binding protein 1. Gene Ontology annotation, molecular function: phosphatidylinositol binding. The coding region runs from base 1 to 4053 and encodes 1350 amino acids. The record is from RefSeq and is a predicted model, not a curated record. The transcript has a single exon. Gene Ontology annotation, cellular component: cytoplasm. Gene Ontology annotation, biological process: regulation of GTPase activity; signal transduction. NCBI's taxonomy places the organism in Eukaryota, Fungi, Ascomycota, Eurotiomycetes, Chaetothyriales, Herpotrichiellaceae.